Penicillium lagena is the source of this 240-nucleotide messenger RNA. RefSeq lists its product as uncharacterized. The record is from RefSeq and is a predicted model, not a curated record. NCBI's taxonomy places the organism in Eukaryota, Fungi, Ascomycota, Eurotiomycetes, Eurotiales, Aspergillaceae. Bases 1 to 240 code for a protein of 79 amino acids. The transcript has a single exon.
AUGUACAUGGCUGCCCACAAGUGCAAGAUCAUCAAUCCCACUAGUGGCAGGAUUCCCAAGAUCCCCAGCCUCGCCCCUGGUCCAGGAGUCAAUGGUUCCAAGCAGAUGAUAGCUGCCUUCCAAUGGGAAGGAAACAAUGUCGAGUGGAAGGAAGGCGCGUCUGUUCCCACCUAUUCUACUAGCAUGGGUUAUCUAGAGGGUGCGCAGACUGAUAUUUUUGGCGACUUGGGUGGCGAUUAA